Molecule: messenger RNA, 1959 nt
Organism: Trypanosoma brucei brucei TREU927
Lineage: Eukaryota; Euglenozoa; Kinetoplastea; Trypanosomatida; Trypanosomatidae
Product: pteridine transporter, putative
Exons: 1
Coding region: 1-1959 (652 amino acids)
Cellular component (GO): membrane
Source: RefSeq, a predicted model, not a curated record
AUGGGUCGACAGGAAGAUGGUUCGUUCGAUGCGCGGGGUGGUGAUGCCGUACUCGUCGCUGAGCUACACAGUGAGGAAUCUAAGGAGGCAACGUUUGUGCACCCCGAGGCACGGGCCCUGUUCAACAAGGUUCCGUGUCUUCGGCACAUCCCCUUGUUCGGGGAGGCAGCUGAGGGCUAUGGUCCUAAGCCCGUGCUUUCCAUUGGAUUAUCGUAUUUCUUGUGUAAGGGUCUUGCUGACGGACUUGUUGGUGGAUCCAUUAUUGCGAUGUUUUUGAACCGUUUCACUGUCGAGGGUCUUGUCUACCAGCGGCUAACUAACAUCGCCGGCAUGGGGUGGUCUGUGAAGCCUCUUUUGGCUGCUAUCAGCGACAUAUUCCCGUUCUUCGGUUAUACCAAACGGUGGUACAUGUUUGUGGCGAAUCUCGUCGGUCCCGCAUUCUCCCUUGGCUUUGCUCUGCUCCCAGCGCAGCCAUCGAGUGCAGCAAUUGCUUCCGUGUUCCUCUUCUUCUCUGGGCUCAGCAGGGCAUGUACGGACAUUCUAUCGCAGGGACUAUACAGCCGGAUGAUGCGCCGUGUGCCUGGUCCAGGGCCUGCUCUGGUGAGUUGGGUUUGGUGGUUCAUUAUCCUGGCUGGUCUCUUUGUUUCCGUUAUUGUUGGUCCUUUGGGUGACGCUGGCAUACCGCAGAUAUCUCCCAUGAUAGGUAGCGCUGUCCAGCUGCUGGUGGCACCAUUCUUCCUGUUCAAUUGGUUUGGUGAACUGCCCAACCGUGAGGAGCGGUACAUCGAUGCCCAUGUGCUCCACGAGCAGAAGUUAAAAGAGGCUAAGGACACCCCUCCGGUGGCUGAUGACAAUGAUCCAAUUGACGUAAAUGGUGGGAUGGUGGAGCGCCAAGUGACAAACAGCGAGCCGGUGGCGGGGCCUAACGCUGACGGCGGUGAGGCAGCUGUGAAGCCAUUUGUGUUCAGGGAGCCUCGUGAGUGCUGCUGCGGUGUGUUCCAGAUGAACGAAGAGGUCCUUGAGCGCAACAAGCGUGAGACAAUAUACAGCGUGCUAAUAGCAUUCUUUGUUGUUGGUGUUGCCAUAACCUCCUUGUUUGGAUCGAGGCUGCAUUUACUCAUUGCCGCGGCUGUCGUUUCCGUGGGGCACUGCUCUUUCAAUUUCUAUGCGCUGUCGUGGGCGGUCGCGAAGGUGAAUCUGUUCAGUUACUUGAACAAUGCGUCUACGGUGUCUUUUGGUGGUGCUGUCACCCCGUUCUUCCUGAGCGGACCCGAUUGCAAUCCGGGUGGACCUCACUUCAGUCUUUUUUUCCUGCAGACUGUUGGUGGAACAGUUGGAAGUGUCACUUCAGCUCUGGGUGUCGUGCUGUUCAAUUACUUCCUUUCAAAAAAGACUUAUCGGAUGACUUACUUCUUGACACUGGUGUUCCUCAUCGUCUCCAACAUCUUCGACUUCAUUAUAGUGAUGCGAUGGAACCGGCCAUACGUCAGUGACUACUUGAUUUACUUCUGCUGCGAUGUCGUCAUAUCUCCUGUGAUCGGGAUGAUGAACUGGAUGCCGUUAACCAUUAUUCUUUCACGGUUGUGUCCUCGUGGAAGCGAGAGUACUGUGUACGCUAUUCUUGCUGCAUCGAGCAAUUUCGGUAGCACGGUGGGUAGUUCCCUUGGGUCAGUUAUAAUGGAAUAUGCUCUGCCUGUGAAAACACUGGUGCCAUGUGACUUCGCCAAUGUAAAGUGGCUUGUGCUCAUUUCCGGCUUCGUGGCACCGUGCAUUCAGAUCCCUCUCAUCUUUACUCUUCUCCCCGAUGCUCGCAUGGACGAGGAGUUGGAUGGAGACGGCAAACCCGUGAGGAAGGUGGCGGCUGAUGUUUCCCCUGAGGGGAAAGAAACUGUCUGUGAAGGGGACAGCGAUGUGACACCCAAUGCGGAGGGCAACGGGAUCGCGCCCAAGAGGUCCUGA